CCCGCUUGCGAAUCCUGCCCUCUUUCAACCUCUACCCUUCAACCUCAACAACCUCCACAACCUCUCACCCAUUCCCUAAAGCUUUCAACCCUCCGCAGCGCCACGCCUGCUUGCUGCCAUUACGACGAUAUAUUUCCCGCUUGCAUUAUGAACAUUUCCUUCCAACGCAGUUGGUAAUCGCCAGCACCAUCCCAUCCACCGCGUUGGCUUCGCCUGAAUCUCCUUAACUCCCUCCCUCCACUCCGCAAUCCGCUCGCUCCAACAUGGCCUCCCGAAGCCAGACAGAGUUUGCCAGACCCGGUGACAUUCUGCUCGUAGUGCACGAGUUCCAGGCUCGAAGUCCCGACGAACUGAGCCUGGCCCGAGGCGAUCGCAUCGAAUUGAUUGAGCGCGACGACGACUUUGGCGAUGGAUGGUUCCUGGGUAAAAACACGGAAAACAGCGAGACCGGCUUGUUCCCGGAGGUCUACACCCGACCUGCACCAAAGCCAACGAUAAAUGUUCCCGUUCACCAACGCAAUCCCUCGCAGCCUAUGGCUGAGCUUCGCCCUCUGCAGCAUGCGACACCGCCCGGUACUGCCGUCUCCGAGCCUGCAACGAUCCACACGUUCCCUUCCCCGGAGCCAUCUCCCGUUACUCAACAGUCGCUUGAAUCCCCUCCUCCGCAUCCCGAACAACAAACAUCCCCUCUCCAGCUAUCGAAUCCCAUCCCGACCCCUCCGCCAGCUACUACCCCGAGUCGAACCUCCAUAUCCACUACGCCUCAGAGAAGUAUCAGCAUGACGUUGAGCGGGGAUAUCCCCAGGGAGGACGACACCAUUGGCAGUCCUGUUAUGCACGAGACGUUGAGCGUCAUUGACGAACACAUUACGGACAUGAGCACGCCGCGCCACAGUAUCGUUGCGAAAGACUUGCGAGGCAAUGAUUCCGGGAGCGAAUACAGCAGCCAUCACCGACUGUCAUACAUCAAUGGUCACGAAACGGAGGACGAGGAGCAAACUCUACAUACAGAGGCAGAGGUCAUGGGCUGGAGUCCGGAAAGGGUCGCAGAGUAUCUCGAGGACGUGGGUGUCGAGAAGAAGCAUUGUGACAUUUUCCGCGAGCAAGAGAUCAAUGGGGAGGUCCUCCUAGGGAUGGAUCAAGCAACGAUAUUUCUGAAAGAGUUUGAGCUGGGACCCGUUGGCCCCCGCCUGCGGACGUGGCUUAAGGUCAAGGCUCUGCAACAGGAAGUCAAGACAGUACACGAAGCGCGCAAAAAUGUCACAUCGUUCGAUGGUGUCUCCGAGGAAUCUCAACCAGAUCCGAUCCGCAACCGGGCCACUUCCAUGGGCGCAGUCCUUCCUAGAAUCCCAAGUUUAAAAGACGGCCAAAGCCCGAAGCCCCCGCCAAAAUCGCUUCCUCGUGCGAACUCUACUGCAGGACAUUCACCCGUUCCCAUUGUCGAGGCAACAUCACCGUUGGUACAUGCAACUCCAUCGUCACCUGGCCCAGUAUCACGUCCUUCCGCCGCGUCUGUUCGCAGCAUGAACCACAGUCGCCGGCAUUCCUCAAUCGACUACAACAUCAACCCACAAGCUCCCCCGAAGGUGCAACCCAAUAUAUCUACGCCGCACAAGAAGACCCCUUCGUUCGAUCGCAAUUGGUCCAUGGGUUCGCCUCAGAAAGCGUCUCAUGAGCUGAAUAGGCCUUCCUCUUCUAAUCACAUGCAUUCGUCAGUCAUUGGCGGGAUGGAAUAUGACCCCGCGGGCGUUGGUCCUGCUCUCAGUCCGCUGAACACAGCCGAGUUGGAUCGCGGCUACUUCUCUGGUAAUGAAGUAGAUAACCGUAAAGCUCGGAAUGUGCUACGCAAGAAAGACAGCCCCAGCCAUUCACGAAACCCAAGCUACAGUACAGAAACAGGUCGGCGCUCGACAUUCAGUCGUCGUCACAGCAGACUGGGCAGCUCAGAUUCCGCAGCCGGUUCCACCAGUCCUAUUUCCCCUGCUGCAAAGGCAUACUACGGUUCGAGCAUCAAGAGCCACCGAAGUUCCAGUAAUUUCGAAUUCAUUCGUCCCUCCAAAGCCACGACCGAGGUGACGCCUACAGUGACAAGACUUGAGUACGACAGUCCCAGCAUCGACGCGAUAGCGAAAUCACCCCACGUUCCAGGCAGUGAGACAUCCUCUCAAGGGCGCGCAUCACCUUCCCCAGCGACCCACUCAUUCUUUAGCAAAAAGCCUCGCGGUUCCGGUCUUCGGGCUAUUUCGGAUGCAAUCACUGGAACUGAAAGGGCCAGCGCUGGAGAUAUGACCGGUUCGCCCCUCAAAGAAUCUCCCAUGCAGUCACCAACAAGGACCGGUUCGAGCACUCCUUCCGGAGCUUCCAUGUCGAGGAGCUUUGAUUUUGAGAAUCCAGAUUUGAACAAGCGGCUCACGGCAGCCUCGACGGGCUCGAAACAGCGAAAGGCGAAGAAGCAUGGGACUAGCGCAUAUCUUCGAGGUCGUGAAACUAUCACUCCCCAGGAAGCUAUGAUGGCAUGUGAUUACAGCGGUUGGAUGAAGAAGAAAUCCUCGAGCCUCAUGACAACUUGGAAAACGCGUCUAUUCGUCCUACGCGGCCGCCGCCUCUCUUACUUCUACACCGAGAACGACACGGAAGAGAAGGGUCUGAUAGACAUUUCGUCCCAUCGAGUGCUCCCAGCCAACAACGAGCGUAUGACGGGCUUACAUGCAAGCUUGACACGAGCUUCUUCCUCGCCUACGUCACCACAGAACGCCACAAUUCCUACGAACGCAUCAACGGAUGUCGCCAACGGCAUUGAAGAGGACAUGUCCGGGAUGUUCAUCUUCAAACUUGUUCCUCCUCGUGCUGGAUUGCAAAAGGGCGUACAGUUCACGAAGCCAAUCGUCCACUACUUCGCAGUGGACAGCAUCCAGAUCGGACGCCUUUGGAUGGCUGCACUGAUGAAGGCUACCAUUGAUCGGGACGAAACUCUGAACAUAACCACUACAUAUCAACAGAAAACGAUAUCACUCGAGAAGGCUCGCGCGAUGCGACAGCGACCCCCGGCUUUGAUGGACGAAGAAGAGGACGAGGCUGCUUCGUCGGGCAAGAGGUCCAAAGAAAGCGUUCUGGACGAGGUCAUCCAAGAGGAGGACGAGAAGCACGGCCUAGCAAUAUCCGGACUUGACGACGCGAAAGCACUUCUCGACUUUGCUGAGAAUGGACCUGGAACUCCGCCCGCCAUUCCUCCCAAGAGGAAAGAAAGUGUGAGCGGCGCCCUGAGUCCAGGGCUUGUCUCUCCCAUUGGAUAAACGUCGUGUCGUUGCACCUCUCCGCUCUUUACCUAUUUUCUUUUGCAAAUAUUCUAUUUCGACUUUUCCCACUCGCGACUUUUGUCACAUUUUUGAGAGCAGCUUAUUCUAUUCGUUGGAAAGCGAAAAGGCUCCUGGCGUUGGGUACGCGAUUUAUUUUUUCCAUUCAGUGCAAUAUCCACGGCACAUUACACGAUGACGGCCAUUUACACACCUAAUCGAAUCACACACAUCGAUUCAUUUGCGCAAACC
Molecule: messenger RNA, 3545 nt
Organism: Aaosphaeria arxii CBS 175.79
Lineage: Eukaryota; Fungi; Ascomycota; Dothideomycetes; Pleosporales
Exons: 3
Coding region: 264-3293 (1009 amino acids)
Biological process (GO): actin cytoskeleton organization
Cellular component (GO): plasma membrane
Molecular function (GO): protein binding
Source: RefSeq, a predicted model, not a curated record